GUAAGCUUGUGUGCAUAGGCUUGUCGCUCGCUUUUGGAAGAAUUUAGCGUUAUUAUGGUGACUUGUAUGGUGUUCAGAUGUACGAAUCGUUCUGAUUGUGAUGCGAAAUCGAAGGGAAUAACAUUUCACGUAUUUCCUAAAAAUGAAAGUCAGAAAGCUCUGUGGGAGAAUACUGUGAGGAGGAAGAAUUGGCGUGCGUCUAAAUUGAGCACUAUAUGUUCUCAGCAUUUCCGAGAAGAGGACAUAGACCGAACUUCCCUUUCAACAGUAAGGCUCCGAGAAAAUGCUGUACCAUCAGUUUUCCCUACACACCCAAAACAUUUGCAAAAGGGAGACAAGAAGAGAAAGCCACCAUUGCGGAAGGAGAGCUCUUCUUUUCCAUCUUCAGUUUCGGCUGCCGUCAGCAGAGUGCAGGAUGAAGAAGUUCCUGCUCUUGUUCCUGAGUACACUGCAGGACCACCAGAACGUAGUCAGACAUCCUCUGAAAGUGAGGAACUGAAGACGAAGUGUGAACACCUCAUAAGAAAAACUGAUCAGUACAAAAAACAAAUUAAAACUCUUCAGCAGUCUAAGCGACAACUUAAGAAGAAAGUGGCUAACACUUCGGAACGGUGGCAGUUACUAAGCACGGAAAAUAGUGCAGCGACAACUGACAACGACCACGAUUACUUUGCAACUGGAAUUUAUCUCUCUGAAGUGGCAGUCCAUAUUGUAGUAUAUAUAGCUGGAUUUGUGGUGCGUCACUUAGAGAAAACCUUAAAAUGUGAACCAUGUUUAUCCGUAUUGAGAGGGGAUGGUAGCCAUGUUGCUUAUUCUCUCAUUCAUAGAAAGAGUAGUACAGGUAAUUCUAAGGUUCCUUUGAUUGAAAAAUCAGUUUUCCAAAUGUGUGUCUGAGGUGCUUAGUGAAUUCAUAUUCAAGCCAGUGUUUAGGGAGUUAGCAGACCACAUGAAAAAUCAGCAUCCCUUGGACAAUCAUAUGAUACUGCUGAUUAAAGCAAAUGCCACACGAUACCUCCUGACACGGCAAAAACAUGCUGCCAAGAGAAUAAGUGAUGCAUUGCAUCAAAAUAAAAUCAGGACAACCUAUACAAAACUGGUACUCUUUAAAGAUCAAUAACUGAUAUUUGUACACAGAGGUCUAGUGUGUGAGGCAUCUUGUAUAAAGCACACAUUAUAUUGAGGCAAACUGGGAAUGUAACCUUAUUGUAAUUAAUAAAUGAUGCACAUUCUUCCUUUUCCGUUAUGUCUCUGUUGUUAUAACCAGCUACAAAAUGUUUGUGAUGUCUGUAUCUUAAACCUAAUAGUACUAGCAUAUUCAGGGUAUCUAUGAAAAUUUGUUCCUGGUGUGUGAUGGAGUCAGACAAUUAUAAUUUUGUGUGUGUGUAAUACCUUUCAAAUAUAUCUUCCUCAAACCAACAUUUGGAACUACAUUAUAUGUAGUGUUUCCAAGUGAUUGAUACUCCACCAUACCAGUAUGGGAAAUACGGAAGCGUCCGAUCUAACCCGUCGGCUUUGACCCAUGACGUCACAAAUAUAGCGGAAACGACAAUUCCAAUAUGGCGGAUAUAGAAACGUUGCAUACGUAUCACA
Messenger RNA from Schistocerca serialis cubense, 1590 nucleotides. Its product is annotated as THAP domain-containing protein 1-like. The transcript is spliced from 3 exons. Lineage: Eukaryota; Metazoa; Arthropoda; Insecta; Orthoptera; Acrididae. Bases 55 to 894 code for a protein of 279 amino acids. The record is from RefSeq and is a predicted model, not a curated record.